Molecule: messenger RNA, 873 nt
Organism: Cotesia glomerata
Lineage: Eukaryota; Metazoa; Arthropoda; Insecta; Hymenoptera; Braconidae
Product: protein lethal(2)essential for life-like
Exons: 1
Coding region: 126-638 (170 amino acids)
Biological process (GO): protein refolding; response to heat
Molecular function (GO): protein folding chaperone
Source: RefSeq, a predicted model, not a curated record
AGACCAGUGGAGCUUUGAUCGGACAUCAGUUUGAAAAGAACUUACGAAGCUAAUAAAUCUCUCUAAGUGAAUCGAAUUUGUUAUUUGAAGUUAUUAUUCAAUAAAAAUAUUUUGUGAAAUCUAAAAUGGCACUUGUACCAUCAAAUUACUGGCGGGACUGGUGGGACGACGUCGAGAGGCCACAUCGUUGGCUGGAUGGUCACUUUGACCUUACAAUUCGCAGAGAUAGCUUAAUCAAACCACUCACCACACCAUAUUUUCGGGAUUACUUCCGACCUUGGAGAAAUUUAUUGGAUGAAGUGAAUACAGAUUUGGGUAAAAUCGAAAGUGACAGCGACAAAUUUCGUAUUACCGUUGAUGUUCAGCAAUUUUCACCUCAUGAAAUAAUUGUUAAAACCGUUGGGAAUUCAAUAAUUGUUAAAGCAGAACAUGAAGAAAAAAAUAGUUCACGAGAAUUUGUCUCGAGAAAAUUUAUGAGACGAUACGAUUUACCAAAAGGUCACGAUAUUUCUAGAGUCAUGUCUAGUCUUUCAACCGAUGGUGUAUUGACUAUCACUGCUCCUAAAUUUUGUGCACCUAUUCGAGGUGAAAGGAUCAUCCCUAUUAAUCGCACAUAUUUUCCUUCACUUAAGCUGUAAGCAUCAGUUUUUAAUGUGAAAAAUCGCUAAUGAGAGGGCUAUAAAUGUUUUCUUCUUCCAACUGAAACGACUCUGACGAAUAGAGUAGAUAAAUAAUGAACUUUUCAUUAUUCCGAUAGUUACCUAACGAAAAAUAAUAAAAUGAAAUAAUGUAUAGUUAUAUUAAUUGAUGUAUUUCGAAUUAUUAUACGAUAAUUAUUAAUACUAUGAAAAAUAAAAAAAUUAAUUGCAAGUA